CAUAGUUAGCAGGCUAGAAGAAGACAAAUUGCUAGCCUGUGGAAUCUGCAUCGUUUUAGCUAUGAAAAAUAGAAAGACAACUUGACAAUUGUUCUUGAGAUAUCCUUUUAAACAUUCAUAAUGAUGCUCAGGCUAUUGGUAGAUCGUAUUUGGCCGGAUUAACUAGCUCCGCAAUAUCUGGUGCUAAAUUACCUCUUUGUCUUUGUUCCAAAAAUUUCAACUGAGAAUGCUUGUUGUUUAGUACAGUAGUAGCUAGCUACGCCUGGUGACCUGUCACAGCUGAGCUUGCUAGCAACAUAGCUAGGCUUGCUUAAAUUAAUUGACAACAAAGCUUUCUAGCCGACGGGUUUGCCUUGUUAUAGAUAUAUCAGUGUGCAGGGGAGAGAUGGGCACCCUGGGCAGCCGGAUGCAGGCCUCCUCCCAGGAUCCAGAGGAAGCAGUUGAGACGGCAUGUGCCAGUGGCAAGCAUGGAUGUGAGUGCAGAAAGAGGAAACGGACUGCACACUGCGACUGUGACAGUGAGCCUGAUGAGGAAGAUGCCUUACUGGACACACCACGGAGGAAGAAGCUAAAGAGCACUUCUAAGUACAUCUAUCAGACCUUGUUCCUGAACGGGGAGAACAGUGACAUCCGCAUCUGUGCCUUGGGGCAGGAGUGGAACCUGCACAAAGUCUACCUCUGCCAGUCGGGGUAUUUCUCCAGCAUGUUCAGUGGAUCCUGGAAGGAGUCCAACAUGAUGGUCAUACCGUUAGAGAUCCCAGACCAGAACAUCGACACAGAGGCUCUGCAGGUAGUGUUUGGAUCUCUGUACCGGGAUGAUGUUCUGAUCAAGCCCAGCAGGGUGGUCAGUAUCCUAGCAGCAGCUUGUAUGCUCCAACUGGAUGGUCUGAUCCAGCAGUGUGGUGAGACCAUGAAGGAGAACGUCAGUGUCAAGACCGUGUGUGGCUACUACUCCUCUGCCAGCAUCUACGGCCUGGACUCUGUUAUGAAGAAGUGUCUGGAAUGGCUCCUCAAUAACCUCAUGACUCAUCAGAAUGUUGACCUGAUGAAGGAGCUGGGAGUGGACGUGAUGGAACCGCUGAUCCAGUCAUCUGACCUGUUCGUCAUGCAGGUGGAGAUGGACGUCUACACCGCCCUGAAAAAGUGGAUGUUCCUGCAGCUCAAUCCAUCCUGGGACGGUCCCAUCAAGCAACUGCUGGCUGACGCUGACGCCUGGCUUUGCAAACGCAGAACUGAGUUGGGAGAGGAGGAGCCCUUCUUAAAAACAGAGGACGGCACUCCCUUUACUCCUGUCUUCAGACAUGUGCGCCUACAAUACAUCAUCAACGACCUGGCGUCUGCACGCAUCCUGGAGAGAGACAACAUUCUCCCACCUGAUUGGCUGACCUCCGUGUACAAAAGCCAGUGGUUUGCCAUGCUACGGACGGAACACGACAAUGACAAUGGUCCACAGGAUGCCAACAAGGAGGAGUUUGAGUCAAGCAGUAUGAGGUGUGGCAGGAAACUGACCAAAGAUGGAGAUUACUGUUGGAGGUGGACGGGCUUCAACUUUGGCUUUGACCUGCUGGUGACCUACACCAACCGCUUCAUAGUGUUCAAGAGGAAUACACUGAGCCAGCCAUGUGGGGGAGCUGUGAGUCUGCAGCCUCGGAGGCAUCUAGCAUACAGGUUACGCCUGGCCUCCUUUGAUAACAGUGGGAAGCUGGUGUGUAGUCGAUCCACUGGUUACCAGCUUCUCACCCUGGAGAAAGACCAGGAGUAUGUGGUGAUGAACCUGGACAGUCGGCUCUUGUCGUUCCCCCUCUAUGUGUGCUGUAACUUCCAGUACACAUCUCCUCAUAUGGACCGCCGUCCUGAUGCCCCUGAACCAGAGAGCAGCGCCCGCAGUGUAUCCUGAUAUCAGCUCCACACCCUCAGCCCAGUCCCCUUAUAAUAUAGGCUAGUCCUGUCCCAAACCAGCAUCUUCCAUGGUCCCUCUCUGAUCUCAGGCUGUGGCCCACAGCUUCUACCCCACACAACCCUGGCAGCUGCAUGCUCUUUAGCCCAGUCUGUUGUGUUUUGGGAUACGUUGUGUUUUUCAAAAAUAUUUAUCAUUCUUCAGUUUUCAUUUUAUAACAUUCAUUAUUUGAAGGUUCAUUUUUUAUUUCAUUCAUUUGACAUGCCUUUUUUGUAUAAUUUAUUGUGCUUUUUUUAUGAAAGAAAAAACCCACAAAAAACCUUACACUGCCAAAAUAUUGUCCACACCAGUGGGCUGUGGUGCUAUCAGAAGUGUGACCAUGGUCAUCUCUCACAGGGAAUUAUCAGUUACUAGGUCUGUACAUCCAUUACUAUCCUCUAUGUAAUUACUAACACGUACAAUAUUGCUAAUUGAGUAUGUUGGCCACUAUAGUGGGUCUGAAUUAGAUGUGAAUUUCAAAUACCUACGGCAGAAUAUGGUGCUGCUUUUAAACUUUCAAAAUAUUUGUUUAAUUUCUAGUCUACAUUUUGGAUAAUUGUAAUAUACAUGCCAUAAUGUGUUGGACAAAUAUUUAUUUUGGACCAAAGUGGCAUGGCAGUCUUGACAAAAUAGUUUACUGAUCUACUGUCAGUUUGAUCUACAGUGGUGGCUUAUCUUUACACUGUGCAGUCAUUCAUGAUAUAGUACUAUUCGUAUUGUUGCGUUGUCGAGAAGAACCUGCAAGUAAGCAUUUCGUUGGACAGUGUAUACCAUGUGUAUCCUGUACAUAUGACUAAUAACUUGAAACUUGUGCUGUAAUAUCCUCACUGAAAUGCUGUCAAUUAGUUUUUUUUACCAUUUAGUCUGCAUAUAUUUGUACAUUAUACAGAUUUCACUAUGCUGUACAUGCUUAGUUAUUAAAACUGGUGUUUUCAAAAGCUGUA
Coregonus clupeaformis (lake whitefish) is the source of this 2880-nucleotide messenger RNA. RefSeq names its product germ cell-less protein-like 1. Lineage: Eukaryota; Metazoa; Chordata; Actinopteri; Salmoniformes; Salmonidae. The transcript is spliced from 15 exons. The coding region runs from base 386 to 1897 and encodes 503 amino acids. Gene Ontology annotation, molecular function: protein binding. Gene Ontology annotation, biological process: germ cell development. The record is from RefSeq and is a predicted model, not a curated record.